AUGGAAGGCACAAUCGUGAACUUGCCGGAAUUCAUUCGAAUCAAAAAGAAGUACAAUGCCUAUUUAUUCUUGGAUGAGGCGCACAGCGUUGGUGCCCUAGGACCAACUGGCAAAGGCGUAGUGGAGUACUGGGGGUGCAACGCGCGAGAUGUAGAUGUAAUGAUGGGAACGUUGACUAAGAGUUUUGCGGCAGCCGGAGGGUACAUGGGUGGAACGAAGGCUGUGAUUGAUCAUAUACGUCGAUAUUCGGCCGGUCCUUGCUAUGGAGCUGCAAUGUCUCCUCCAAUAAUUGCUCAGGUUUUGAGCAGUAUGAAGGUGAUGUGCGGCGAGGAUGGAACAGAUAUCGGUGCUCGCAAAGCCGUACAACUGCUCAGAAAUUCACGUUAUUUCCGUCGACGGUUGAAGCAGAUGGGAUUCCUCAUUUAUGGCCAUGAAGACAGCCCUGUUGUGCCGCUAAUGACGUUUCAUAUCACAAAAGUAGUGUGA
Messenger RNA from Cooperia oncophora, 486 nucleotides. Lineage: Eukaryota; Metazoa; Nematoda; Chromadorea; Rhabditida; Trichostrongylidae. The record is from the annotation of a GenBank genome assembly.